GUCCAUACGAGGGUUGGUAGUUAUGUUCUGUCGUAUUAUUUUCCCUCGUAUUAUUUUCCCUCGUAUUAUUUUCCCUCUUUUCCGCAGCAAUCAGAAGUAUUAAUUGGAUCGGUAUUCGUUAUGGCCGUUCAUCUUACCAUGGGUUGUUCGCUGCUCCUUCUGGUCGCAAUGUUUUUUUCGACUGCAGUCGAAUCGAUACCGGUCGUUAAUUCAUCUCGCUGCAACGACCAGCUAGCUUCAGACUGCAGAGUGUAUGGAAAUUCGAAAUGCUACCGCUCAGGAUCAACCCAGCCAGCGUCUUCCGGACAGUAUAACAUCACACUGUAUAGUAUGCGUUUUUGCCCUUACUCGGAACGCGCCCGUUUGAUUCUUAAUGCCAAAAAUACACGAUACAAUAUUAUCAACAUCGAUCCCUACAAUCAACCAGCCUGGUUUGCCGGUAUAAAUCCCAAGAAGCAAGUGCCAUCCCUGGAAUUAGAGAACGGCACGCGGAUUCAUGGAUCACUGGACAUCUCUGUGUACGUCAACGAAAACUUUCCCGGGAUACGCUACGAGCACGACCUGGCAAAGGAUUAUAUUAUCACCUUUGUUACUGAAAACAUAUCCAAGUCCAUGAAAAUUCUGACAAACCGCACGAUUCCGGUCAACGCCAGUCUUGUGGACCAUUUGAUCGAUAGUAUGUUUAAGCUGGAUGGCAUGUUGGAUGAACUGCGAACGGAAUAUUUCAACGGAGCGGUUUUUGGAAUGACCGACCUGAUGAUAUGGCCGUGGUUUGAGCGUUCGAGUGCAGUCUUCAAACGACCGGAAAUCGAGCGGGUGCUGGAUAAAAACAUGGCAGAAAACAAGUAUCGAAACGGCUUACUGCCGCAGAACUUGGUGAACUGGCAUCGAAAGAUGUCGGAAGAGGGAGUUGUUUCCAUUACGAAGUACGGUGAACUGGCACACGAGCGUAAUUACGAAACGCACGACUGUGAUUCUGGUUUAUGUGAUUGUCACGACUAAUAACUUAUACUUUAUUGUCACCUUCAGUAAUACAGUAAUAAGAACUUCCAUAAAAUGCUUUGGUGGUACACUUAUUAUUACCAGAUCCUUGUAAACAAUUUCCAACCGUAUUGCUGUAAGAAUUUGGAUUUGUUUGUUGUUGAACCGGAGUCGACCGAUUUUUUGGAAAGGUCAUUUGCAGUUCUUGGUGACACUGUGUGUAAAAGGUGAAUAAAACACAA
Messenger RNA from Paramacrobiotus metropolitanus, 1223 nucleotides. Its product is annotated as glutathione S-transferase omega-1-like. Bases 121 to 1002 code for a protein of 293 amino acids. Gene Ontology annotation, cellular component: cytoplasm. Gene Ontology annotation, biological process: glutathione metabolic process. The record is from RefSeq and is a predicted model, not a curated record. Gene Ontology annotation, molecular function: glutathione dehydrogenase (ascorbate) activity; glutathione transferase activity. The transcript has 7 exons. NCBI's taxonomy places the organism in Eukaryota, Metazoa, Tardigrada, Eutardigrada, Parachela, Macrobiotidae.